AUGUUCGUAAUUAUAAGGUCACCUGGUUACAUCCAGAACGACGAUGGCAGUGCUCAUCACAACAAAUGCCGGCCCAAUUAUAUUUCCAUCCUUGGUCUCUUGACCUCCAGUUCAAUCAUGUCUAACGAAAAGGACACUCUUUCUUCCACCAACCAUGAUGCACCUCCUCAAGUUUCCGAACCACCCCCUUCAUACGAAAGUAUCAAUGCCCUCAGCACCCUAACUCGCACCCAAGGCGCCAUCCGACUCUCACAAUCACCCCCGAGCAAUACACCCCCUCCGCCACCCUUUCGACCACCAGCACCGCCGGCAAGACAGCAUACCCGAUCCUUGAGCUCGUCGUCCGUCAGCAGCCUCAAGUCCAAGAAGAGCUGGUUCGCUUUCUCCUCGUCCUCAUCUACAUCCACACCGCCACGGCCGCCGAACGAGAUACGAUCGACGGUGCUGAACCUGGUGCGGGACCUGGUGCAGGAGCACAGCGCGGGGUCGCCGGCGGCACUGGGGAUCCUACAGAGCUGCGCGGACGCGUGCACGUCGCACUCGGUGUCGCUCGCGGAGAUCCUGCAGGACAAGUACAUCGAGAGCCACUCGCCGUUGUACUGGGCGAUCGUCAAGCGAUCGGGUGCAUCGGGGCAUGGACAGGAGGAUGGCGAGCAGGAGCCUGACCUGCUGUCUGCGCUCCUGGAACGCGCUGCCCCACUGGCGGCGGACACGAUCACCGAGCUUAGGCUGGCAUGUCUGGCGACGUCGGAUCAGGCGAUGUUCCAGCGUCUUCGUAUCCUACCACAGUUCAAGACGGUCUCGGGGGCGGACCAGAUCAUCCUAGGAGGUGCUAUUACCCCGGACGAUGUUACGGUUGAGCUCGGGGCCGGAACGGAGGGUGCGUUUUCGACGAUGUUCGUGGUGCACCAGUUCCAUAAGCGGAUGAUGAUAUCGAAGGAGAUUAGGUUGGAGUUUGUAGCGAGAAAUCGAAUAUGGCGGUUCUCGCUACUGAUAACGCCCGAUGACGCGUGGUACGGACCCCCACCUGGAUCGUGGUGUGCAUCUAUUUCGCUACAGGAGCCCAGCCCUCCGACAUGGCUCGACGCCCGUCUGGUGCUUCCCGAUGCUCAAGAUUCUCCUCUUCCACAACUGCGUCUGAAGUCAAAGCAGAUGAUGGAGGCACCACGCAAGGAUGUACCUGCGACACAGGUGGUCGUGGCGAUGGACGAUAAUCCGGCUUUCGCCAGCCUUCAGUAUUCAGGCAGCAGCUACGUUUCUGCCGAUGAGACACUGAAACUGAGAUUAGAUACGAAGCUGCGCAAGCCUGAUCCGACGGCAGUGUGA
Messenger RNA from Cyclocybe aegerita, 1326 nucleotides. NCBI's taxonomy places the organism in Eukaryota, Fungi, Basidiomycota, Agaricomycetes, Agaricales, Hemipholiotaceae. The record is from the annotation of a GenBank genome assembly.